CUCGCCGCCCAGUCCACCCACUCCGCGAGCGACCCCGGGGUGACUCCACGAGCGACUCCGGGGUGACUCCGAAGGACCGCGCUCGCUCUGGGGGCCUCCGCCACGGCCGCACGAGCACUCCGCCGACGUGAGGAUGGAGAGGAGGGCACGCAGCUCCUCCAGAGAGGCCCCCAGGCGAGGCGGCGGGCCCACCCACAAGGAGAGCAAGAGGGCGAAGGGCGAGAGGGGCGGCGGCCGCGGGCGGCGGGAUGCCAGAUCCGAGCGGCGGAGCCCCGGGCGGACGGAAAGCCCAGAGGAACCCCGAGCGCCCGCCGCCACCGUGGUGGACGUGGACGAGGUCCGGGGCUCCGGUGAGGAAGGCACCGAGGUGGUGGCGCUGCUGGAGAGCGAGCGGCUGGAGGAAGGUACCAAGUCCUCUGGUUUAGGGGCCUGUGAGUGGCUUCUUGUCCUUGCUUCUCUGUUCUUCAUCAUUCUGACAUUGCCUUUUUCCAUCUGGUUUUGCAUUAAGAUUGUACAAGAGUACGAGAGAGUAAUUAUAUUCCGACUGGGACAUCUGCUUCCUGGAAGACCCAAAGGUCCUGGCCUGUUCUUCUUUUUGCCCUGCCUGGAUACCUACCACAAAGUUGACCUUCGUCUCCAGACCUUGGAGAUACCCUUCCAUGAGGUUGUAACCAAAGACAUGUUUAUAAUGGAGAUAGAUGCCAUCUGCUAUUACCGAAUGGAAAAUGCCUCUCUUCUCCUAAGCAGCCUGGCUCAUGUGUCUAAGGCUGUCCAGUUCCUUGUGCAAACCACCAUGAAGCGUCUUCUGGCACACCGAUCCCUCACUGAAAUUCUUCUAGAGAGGAAGAGCAUUGCUCAAGAUGUAAAGGUUGCCUUGGAUUCAGUGACCUGUAUUUGGGGAAUCAAAGUGGAGAGAAUAGAAAUUAAGGAUGUGCGGCUGCCGGCUGGGCUUCAGCACUCACUGGCUGUGGAGGCAGAAGCGCAAAGACAGGCCAAAGUGCGGAUGAUUGCUGCAGAAGGGGAAAAGGCUGCUUCUGAGUCCCUGAGGAUGGCUGCUGAGAUUCUGUCAGGAACCCCAGCUGCUGUUCAGCUUCGAUACCUCCACACCCUUCAGUCUUUGUCCACAGAGAAACCUUCCACUGUAGUUUUACCUUUGCCUUUUGACCUGCUAAAUUUCCUGUCUUCUCCUAGCAACAGAACUCAAGGGAGCAUCCCCUUCCCAAAUUCUUCCAAACCUGUUGAGCCACUAAAUCCCAAGAAGAAAGACUCUCCCAUGUUAUAGGGGUGGGUGCACAAAGGAUAAUGCAGCUGUGAAGAGGCCUGCCAUUCAAAGCCACAUCCCAGUGAGACAUUCAGUCAUCAGUUCCUUUCUUCCACUGCCACAUGGAAUGCUCUUUGAAUGCACGGCAUUGCAAUGCAGCCACAUAAGUGAGAAGUCAGUACAGGAGGCAUCUAACAGGUUUAGGCGAGUCAUCUAAGCAGAGUAGUUACGGGAAAGAGCUUUGGUCAACAUGAUAAUUUGGAAAUAAGUUUGUCAAUUUUGAUAUUUGAAGAUUUAGAUCAAAUGUCCUUUUUCCUCUGGCCCCUUUGGCAAGGUCUUGCAGCUCCUGCAGCCCUUUCUCUGAGCCCCAUCACCAUGCUUGCUACACUCAGCUGUAACCCUGGACCUAAAGUGUUAGCUUCUCUAUGGCUCUACUACUGGGUCUUCAAAGGGGCAUCUAACAUCCUUCACCCACCACCUUCAGUCUUUUGGCUCCACUCCAUAUUCCUUGAGCCUAAUUCUGAUCGUUGCACCUUAGUGACACCUAAAUGUUUCUGAAUGAAUGCAAAGAAAAGAGAUGCACUCAGAUUGGAUAUAAAUUUAUACACAAUUAAGGAAAUUUUUAAAUUACUUGGAGGUUCUUUCAAAAAUAAAAAUAAGUAAAAGGAUAACAUUUAUCUGAUAUAUAUAUAUUGCUUCAAAUCAGAGGAAGAAUCAUUCUAAAUAGGGGCUGAGAGUAAUGUAUUUUCUGUAUAGAAUUUACCAGAUUGCUUAUUUCUUUAAGCAGAUAUAAUGUAUUAUCUAUACAUGUCCUGAGAACUAUUUCCCUAGGUAAACAUUUCUUAAUAUACAUUCCUAUAAUACAAGUCUUAUUUCCCACUAAUUUGCCUUACACAAUUAGAAAUGCAUAUCUAUAGGAAAAUAAGCCAACAAAACAAAAAGGCAAACUUAAGUGUAUUGCAAGUUUUCUAUAAAUUUAAAAAAUCAGUAGCAUUAUAAAAUGUUACUAAUAUUACUCAAAUAAUAUUAGUACAAUGUUAUCUGUAAUGGGAAUUUCUAUGUUGCUGGUGCAGAUAUGGUGGGAACCCGAGUGCCUCACUAUUUGGUUCUCUUUCAAAAACUGCCUCUAUAUUCAUAUUUCAUUAAAAGGAAAGUCUCCCCAGUUCCUGUUCUUAAGGAUCAUAUGUGGGCACAGAUUCUUCAGAGAAUAGGUGAGCUGACAGUGCUGGCCAAGCAGCUGGUCUUCUCUUGAGACCAGGUGCUGCAUUCUUACUGGUUACUGACCCUGAAAUAAAUGAAAGAAAAGCUGGACAAUCCAAUCCAAAACUGUGACAUGUUCUAGUUAACAGUUUUUCUUUGGGAUUUAUAUUAACAUGGUGCCAGUAAGCUGAUAAAGGGGUCAAAAAAUGAUCCAAUUCAAUGUUGGAAUCCAUUAUGACCAAAGUGACUGGUCAUGAGAGCGGGAAAAGUCUAUGGCAUAUCCUAUGACAAUGGUGUUGCAUGGCAUUUGGGGAUUACAGUGAGGUGUUAACCACUGGUCAGGCUAGAUUUGUUUAUUGUGUGGAUGAGUGGCUUAAGAGCUGGUAAGUUGAAGGCUAUUGGGCUUGAAAUGACCAGAAAAGUGUUUCAAGGAGGCUUUGGAGACCCUUCUUAGAACUUCAAGGGCCACCCUGGUUCACCAGCAGUAUCAGGGUAUAUCAGAGGCUUUGUAGUUGGGACUCCCCUAUCUGGAAGGCCCAUCAGGUCAUUCUGUCAAUGCCUCUGCAUUCCACAUCCUUGGGGGCCAUGUGUGGGCAGCUCUUUGUUAGACUGCUCCUGUUUAUAGUGUUCUUUAGCGGUAGGUAUGUUGGGACUAUGAUUUCCAAGUCCUCUAGAAUUCUGGCUUGUUUGUCAGCACACUAGCUCAGUAGUUAAGCUGAGAAUUAAGCAUAUGUGUGGAAAUCAAGUCUGUUGAAAGAUGGGUUACCAACUGGUCUCUGAGUUCAGAGAGAAGCUGAGAACUUCUCUCACUGUAGCUGAGAUCUUGGACCCUGCUGUCAGAUAUACUAGAUUUGAUUCAGGCUUUGUCACCUAACAAGCUGUUAGGUGAUAUGGGCAUGCUACUUAUCCUGAGUAUAUUUGGGGAUGAAAGCAGAGCCCACUUCAGAAAGCUAUCGUGACUAAAUGAGAUCAAAUAUAUGAAAUACUAGCAUAGCACAAAGCUUACACAAGGCAAAUGCUCAAUAAAUAAUGGCUAUCACUACUAUUCUGGUUUUACCCCAGUAGCAAUAAGUGACAGCAGUCAGGCUGCAUCCACCUAGAAGCCUUCCACUCCACAUGUUGCUUCCAUGCUUUAAAGGUAGGUAGCCCUGAUGGCCAGUACUCCCAGAGUGGUUGUUCUGGGACAGAAAUAGCUUCAGGACUUGCACAUGUGGGCUCCUGUGUUUGAGUCUCUGUAAAUACUGGAUCCCCAACCCAAGAGCUAACCAGAAUUUGUUUCAAAGUGACAGCCAUUUGGGAUCAUAGCAGAGUAAAAGCAGGGCAGAAGAAAUCACAUAAUCUUCUCUUUCUUGCCUGGGCUUUAUCACUGGGAUAGCCAGAGUAGAAAAAUGGGUGAUGUAUUACCAGGAGUACUUUGUCAACUCCAUGAUCUGUUGAAGAUCUGGGCUGUCGGAAGAAAUGAGGACAUCUUAUCUGUCAAAAAGAAGUUUGCAUAGCAAGGUAGAUCAUGGGGAUUGUUUGUCCUGUCUUCACACUUUUGGAGUGUUUCUUAUGUCUGGUCAAGAGAUAUGGGCUGGGGUUGUGGUUCAGUGAUAGAGUACUUGCCUAGCAUGUGCGAGGCACUGGGUUCGAUCCUCAGCACCACAUAUAAAUAAAUGAAGGUCUAUUGACAACUAAAAAAUAUUUUUUUUUUAAAAAAAGAGGUAGCUUAAAGUGUGCCUCUGCCAAAUCAGGUGUUCCUAGAGGGCCCAAACCCUGCAAAUGUAAAAUGUUGAUCUCCAAACAGAAGAUACUGCAUUCUUGCAGGGGCCCUUUCAUUGGUCUUUCAAGAACAAGAGCAAUAUCCAAGCCUAAUGGCCAUGCUUGCAUUGGGACUGCUUAGGGAACUUGCUGAGUAAUCCUAAAUUGGAAAUGACCUUGAGGCUAUGGAGAGUUGGUCAGAAUAGCUCUCCAUUUUUCUGAGAGAAAGAUGCAAGUUCUAAUGAAUUCUAGGCAUUGAUUUCUCCCAAUAUGGCUAUAGAGGUCAUCAUUCUCAGCAAGCAUUUCCGUUUUGCAGGUAUGCAGAUCCUAUGCAUCAGGGCUAUAGCAUUUAUAUUUCUAAUUUUGGAGAAACUCACUUUGCUUCUUCUGUGAAAAUAUUUUGUUAGAUAAGAUACAUAUUUGGGAUCCCAGAAAUAUGCAGAUAAUGCUCUAGAGCUUUUGAGCCUGCAGGCAGAAUUGCUAGCAGUUUUUGAAAGUAAAGUGCAAGAUGCAGGUUUGCCAGGUAAUACCUGAGUCUCUGAUAUCUAGCUAGGAAAGUCCAGUACCUUUGAGUGGGUGUUCUUCAAAAGCUAAAAGCUUGCUCCACAGGGUGGCACUAGUGGGAAGUGGUGGAACCUUUAAGAGGUGGGGGGGGGGCCCAGGGGAAGAUCUUUAGGUCAUGGGAAAUGUGCCCUUGAAAGAGAUUAUGGGACCCUGGUCUCUUCGUGUUCUUUCUCUUCAGUUCCAUGGCUAACAAAGUUAGCAGUUUUGUUCCACCAUGCACUCACAGCAUGUUGUGCCGCCUCAUCAGAAGCUCAAAGAAAUAGGACCACUCAUUCAGGGACUGGAACCUCCAGAAGUGUAAGCCAGAAAUAACUGUUUUCUUUUCAUAAAUUAACUCAGGCAUUUCAUUACCAUGAUAGAAAGCUAAUUAACACAUUUGAGACCAGAGGAAAGUAUAGUAAACAUGAGCUACAAAGUACUAGACAAGUGGCCUGACCAUGGUCAAGUCUAGGAAUAUAGGAAAGAGAGUUGUACUGAAUCUCAAAGGAAAUUGCCAUGAACCACUGAGACACAGAAAUCCUGAGUGACAUGCCCUUGUAAAAUAAGGGAAACAUGCGAGUGCAGGGGAAAUUGGUGUGCAAUUGUCUGGGUCUACCAUGGUUCUACCUCCAGUCUUGCUCCUAAUUUCAGACUCCCUGUAAAUACUAGACCCCCAAUCCAAGGAGAGGCUUCUCACUCUUAAUGACUGCCUGAAUUCUCCCUUGAAUAUGUGUUUACUUCCUAAAUAAACCUCUGUGUUUGACUGACAA
Marmota monax (woodchuck) is the source of this 5514-nucleotide messenger RNA. RefSeq names its product NPHS2 stomatin family member, podocin (gene Nphs2). The transcript has 8 exons. Lineage: Eukaryota; Metazoa; Chordata; Mammalia; Rodentia; Sciuridae. Bases 134 to 1282 code for a protein of 382 amino acids. Gene Ontology annotation, cellular component: plasma membrane. The record is from RefSeq and is a predicted model, not a curated record.